AUGGAAGAACAAUGUAGAAUAGAUAAUGAAAAGACCUUCCAGAAGGCAUUGUCACGUGCUGAACCUAUUGGUAAACUGGCAAAGUACUUGUUGGCACAUGAACGUCAUUUGCUAGACACUGGUGCACUGCUCAAUAUAACACAUAGAGGAUCAACAUCAAUAUGGCUAGAGGCACCCAGUACCAUACCACCAGUCGACAUGACCAAUGUAUAUCGUCCAAUGGGUGACAUCGAAGUACUCUACCUCGUGACCAACCAUCAUCUUCCUGACACUCAACCAUACCAAGCAAUCAUUGAAGGAGAGAUUGGAAGAGCAUAUGCAAAUAAGUACUUGACUGGAAAGAAGUGGACAGAUACUAAUCCUUCGACUGUUGUGGAGUUCACUUGUCCAAAGAGUUUGGUUGAGAAGCUAAAGACGAUACAGAUGAAGGUGGAAGAUGGUGCACUGUCAAUGGGUCUGGGAAACAAAGCAGGUGGUGGCCUCAUUCACUUCAACGAGAGUAUGAUCAAUGGACAAACAACCUAUCGCAUCGUCAAGAUUAAGCGUGGACCACCAGAAUGA
Molecule: messenger RNA, 561 nt
Organism: Acytostelium subglobosum LB1
Lineage: Eukaryota; Evosea; Eumycetozoa; Acytosteliales; Acytosteliaceae
Exons: 2
Coding region: 1-561 (186 amino acids)
Source: RefSeq, a predicted model, not a curated record